This is a messenger RNA of Gymnogyps californianus (California condor), 1136 nucleotides long. It is a transcript of the gene SMIM11, whose product is annotated as small integral membrane protein 11. The record is from RefSeq and is a predicted model, not a curated record. Lineage: Eukaryota; Metazoa; Chordata; Aves; Accipitriformes; Cathartidae. The transcript has 5 exons. The coding region runs from base 207 to 395 and encodes 62 amino acids.
GAUGUAGUUUGUCGCGCCCUCCCGCCCGGAGCCAUGGCCGCCCCGUGAGAGUUUGGAGCAUGUGAGGAGCUGCCAGAGGAAUCACUAAUAUUUUCAUUUCUACUUCUUCAGAUGCUCCUGCCCCAGUCUGUGCCUUUAGAAGUGUGACGCUCAUCGGUGCUGGGCACAGCCUGCUGCAGGACGGGCAAUAUCAUCACGCAGCCAAGAUGGUGGCAUUUAACUGGAAGGCUUUGGAGAAUUUCCCAUUGCUGAUGUACAUUUUGGCAGCUAAAACGUUGAUUCUUUGCUUAGCGUUUGCUGGAGUAAAAAUGUACCAGAGCAAAAAAAUUGAAGAAAAACUGAAGAGGGAACGUGAAGAGAAAUUGAAAACAGAAGCAGAGAAGAAGGAUGAUUGAAGAGUCUCUCAGAAUAAGUCAGAGUAAGUUAUAUGGAGUUUUAUUGCUAAACAAAUGAGAGAUGGACUGCCCUGCAUGUGAGCAAGCCUGCUACUUGUAAUGAGGAGACCAUACCGUGCUGUGUGUGCAGCGUUGGGUCCCAGGGAAUUCUGUUUGGCAGAGUCCAUAGCCCAAGGGACUGCUGCCCCACGGUGACGAGCUCAUCCCACAAGGCCUCUGUGUCCAGCAUGUGAUGUUGACCUUGUUGAAUGACUGGCAUUAAAGCAUCUCUGAUUUUGCAGAAAAUACCCUACUCGCCCCGUCACCCAGUGUUGCCCACCAGAGGCCCAGUCCUUCCUAAAUUCUGCCACCAUCUCUUAGGCUGUCAGCCAUGUCUUUCUAGAAUCGGAUUGCAAGAAAGGGUGAAUUCUCCUACCCUAAAAAUGUUCUCCAGUGUCAGCACCACAGAGCUGAGAUUAGCUCCGAUUGCAGCGCGCCACGUGGGCAGGCAGAUUUAGCCCAUGUGCUGCCAGCAUAUCAUGCCUGCUGUUCUCACUGCUGUUUCCCCACCCUGCAGACUUUCUGACACUUGGCAGCUUGCAUUGGAUUCCUUUCCUGGAAGAACAAAGCCUUUCUGUAGAUGAAGGAUGUGUCAAAGGAAUAAAACCCUCAAGAGUAACAUUCACUUAAACUGUAUCUCAACUUUUUAUACGUACAGCAAAAUAUCUAAGCUUCUAUUUAUGCAAUAAAAAAUCCUUUGUA